GAAAUAGUUUUCCGCGAUGAAGGUUGUAUUAUGGAUUUGCUUGAUAUCAAUGUGGCAAUUUCCCUGCUGCCUUGGUGCACAGGAUUGCCUGAAGCUGCACAACUUGACCAGUGCCGAAGUGGAGACAGUGGCUCCAUCCACUCCCGUUUCCGAAGUUCCCCUGGCUGUCAAGUGCUACAGCAGGUGUAUGAUCGACGAGUAUUUCGGUGAGGAUGGCAAAAUCGAUCUGCAGAGGGUGGGAAGUCGGGGAACCGAACGAGAGCACACUUUUCUGGCCCACUGUAAGCAGCAGUUCGAUGGCGUCACCGAUUUAGACAGAUGCGACUAUCCGUAUCUGAUGCUUCAGUGUUUGUUCACGGGCAAAGCGAGCGGAACGAUUGUGUCGUAAUUCCAGCUAUAUAUGUAUACAAAAAAUAUGGUAUAAAAUUAAAUCAACAAUUUGCUAAUGGAA
This is a messenger RNA of Drosophila rhopaloa, 451 nucleotides long. RefSeq lists its product as uncharacterized. The record is from RefSeq and is a predicted model, not a curated record. Lineage: Eukaryota; Metazoa; Arthropoda; Insecta; Diptera; Drosophilidae. Bases 17 to 388 code for a protein of 123 amino acids. The transcript is spliced from 2 exons. Gene Ontology annotation, molecular function: odorant binding.